UUUUGACGUCAUUUCCUCCCGUCUUGAUCUCGAGAAGAUGGCGGCUAUCGUGGAGCGACUGGAGGGAGGUGGAGGUUCUGUCGAUUCCGAAUCGCUUUCUCCUAGAUUACCUUCUCCACCACCCGAUCAGCCUCACCAGAACAACCCGCUGCUCGGGCUUCCCAUCGUGGCCAUCGAGACCAUUUUUAAUUUCCUGUCCUACGAUGAGAUCAGUCUUCUGCGCCUGGUAUGUAAGCGCAUGGACGUGAUUUGUCAACGUAUGCUUAAUCAAGGUUUCCUCAAAGUGGAGCGAUAUCACAGCCUCUGUCAAAAACAAGUCAAAGCCCAGCUGCCGAGGCGGGAAUCUGAGAGGAGGAACCAUUCCCUGGCUCGCCAUGCAGACAUCUUAGCUGCAGUAGAAACACGCCUUUCCCUGCUCAAUAUGACCUUCAUGAAAUACGUGGACUCCAAUCUGUGCUGCUUCAUCCCUGGCAAGGUGAUCGAUGAAAUCUACCGAGUAUUACGUUAUGUGAACUCUACCCGCGCACCACAAAGAGCUCACGAGGUGCUUCAAGAGCUGCGGGACAUCUCGUCUAUGGCCAUGGAGUACUUUGAUGAGAAGAUUGUCCCCAUCCUUAAGAAAAAGCUCCCAGGUGCUGACCUGUCUGGCCGUCUUAUAGGAUCUGCACCAGUGGCCGGGCCGUCUAGCUCUCUCAGCACUAUGACACUGCUGGCCAAAAACGCGCCGUCCCGCUCGGAGAUGACCAAGGUGCAGCAGCAGGUGAAGGUGAACGGGGCGUCCAUGACAGCGCUGCGGCGUGAGAUGCAGGAGGUCCGUGUCAAACAGCUGGAGCAGCAGAAGCAGCUGCAAGACCAGGAGCAGAAGCUGCUGGAACAGACGCAGGUCAUCGGCGAGCAGAACGCGCGCCUCGUCGAGCUCGAGCACAAGCUGCGCGAACUGAUGGAGAGUGCCGUGGGUGCCAGCGCAACCCGGGCCAUGCCCACUACCACCACCACUUCCUCCUCAUCUUCCUCCUCCUCAUCUUCCUCAUCUGCAGGUGCUGUGGCCGUAGCAUCCACUUCUUCUUCAGUCAGCCCGAGCACGACAGCAGAGAGCAUAGCGGAGGAAGUGGGCAUCUCUCUCAAAAGGGGCCGCAAGAAUUCAGACCUACCGCGUCACUCCAAGCGCCUGCGGAGCAAGAAGUAAAAGGGUGUCUGUCGGUUUUCACGGGUUGCCCCCUUUUUUCCCCCUCGUCGAGUUUCUCGGCGGUUUUCUUUGCACCUGGCCAAAUUUUGGCGCGAAACACAGACACACGGAGCGCGAUCUUUAAUUUUUACGUGUUUUAAG
This is a messenger RNA of Silurus meridionalis, 1327 nucleotides long. RefSeq names its product F-box protein 28 (gene fbxo28). Gene Ontology annotation, biological process: protein polyubiquitination. Lineage: Eukaryota; Metazoa; Chordata; Actinopteri; Siluriformes; Siluridae. The transcript is spliced from 5 exons. The record is from RefSeq and is a predicted model, not a curated record. The coding region runs from base 38 to 1186 and encodes 382 amino acids. Gene Ontology annotation, molecular function: protein binding.